AUGUCGAGCUCACCUUCAUCUUCCCACAUCACCCUUCUUCUGUCGCAGCCAACCACCACAACCACUAGAAGAGCUCGAAAUCCGGCCAAUUUUUACUCGAUUCCGGCAACCAAAUUUGUUGAUCCAGUCUUUUUCAAGACACCCAUAUACUGCCGGUGUGUGGUGGGGCGUGGGCCAGGCUUGGGUGCCCCAUUUGGUCCUAAAAUGUUUUCCAUGUCGUUUCCGAGCACGAUGGUAUGCUCGGAUUUGAAUUUGGUUACCGUUUGA
Prunus armeniaca (apricot) is the source of this 267-nucleotide messenger RNA. The record is from the annotation of a GenBank genome assembly. NCBI's taxonomy places the organism in Eukaryota, Viridiplantae, Streptophyta, Magnoliopsida, Rosales, Rosaceae.